Molecule: messenger RNA, 750 nt
Organism: Dujonia railenensis
Lineage: Eukaryota; Fungi; Ascomycota; Pichiomycetes; Serinales; Debaryomycetaceae
Source: the annotation of a GenBank genome assembly
AUGUCUGUCGAAGAUCUUAAAGCCACUGUCACCAAACUUCAAGAAAGAAUUGUUCAAUUAGAACAAAAGGCCGGAAUUGUGCCAAAUGUUCCAAAGUCCAUCAGAAUGGUCUUAAUUGGACCUCCAGGUGCUGGUAAGGGUACUCAAGCUCCAAACUUGAAGGAAAAGUACUGUGCUUGUCACUUGGCUACUGGUGACAUGUUGAGAGCACAAGUCGCUUCCAAGACCUCAUUGGGUCUCGAAGCCAAGAAGAUCAUGGACCAAGGUGGAUUAGUUUCUGACGAAAUCAUGGUCAACAUGAUUAAGGAUGAAUUGGAAAACAACAAGGAAUGUGCCAACGGUUUCAUUCUUGACGGUUUCCCAAGAACCAUCCCUCAAGCUGAAAAGUUGGACGGUAUGUUGGAACUGAGAAAGACUCCAUUACAAAGCGCAAUUGAAUUAAAGAUUGAUGAUGAAUUAUUAGUCGCUAGAAUCACUGGUAGAUUAGUUCACCCAGCUUCCGGAAGAUCUUACCACAAGUUGUUCAACCCACCAAAGAAAGACAUGACCGACGAUGUCACCGGUGAAGCAUUAGUUCAAAGAUCUGAUGACAACGAAGGUGCCUUAAAGAAGAGAUUGGUCAGUUACCACAAGCAAACCGAGCCAAUUGUCGACUUCUACAAGAAGACUGGUAUUUGGAGCGGUAUUGAUGCUUCCCAGAAGCCAGCCAAGGUUUGGACCGACAUCUUAAAGUGUCUUGGUCAAAAGUAG